CUCUUGUCUGGUGGAGACAGAAAGAACGAAGCUGCUCUCUCGGGCUGGAGUUGUAGUUCUGAACAGUUCUGCCGCUGUACUGGACCGAGGUGAGGAAAAGUACCGCGAGCGAACCGGAAAACGCAGCGGUUACACACCGACCACGGAAGAGGAGUGUGUCCACAACAAGGAGCAUUUCUCCCAUUUUUGUGACAGCUGAGAAACGAGAUGAGUGAAGCUGCUGUGGACACGAGCACGCUCUGCCUCUUUGAUGUCGAUGGCACGCUCACGGCCGCGAGACAGUGUGUGACUCCAGACAUGGCACAGUUCCUGGACAAGUUGAGGACUCGAGUUCGAGUCGGAGUUGUCGGAGGUUCAGACCUCAGUAAGAUCAAGGAGCAGCUGGGAGAUGACGUGAUCCAGAAAGUGGACUACGUGUUUGCUGAGAACGGACUGGUGGCCUAUAAGAACGGACAGCUGCACUCGGUUCAGUCCAUCCAGGCCCACAUGGGAGAAGAGCUGCUGCAGGAUUUCAUCAACUUCUGUCUCAACUACAUGGCCAAGAUCAAACUCCCCAAGAAGAGGGGGACGUUUGUGGAGUUUCGUAACGGCAUGUUGAACAUCUCACCUAUUGGACGCAGCUGCACACAAGAAGAAAGGAAGGAGUUCUACGAGCUGGAUCAGAGAGAAAAAAUCAGAGAAAAGUUUGUUUCUGUGCUGAAGGAGGAAUUCAGAGGGAAAGGAUUGUCUUUUUCAAUAGGAGGCCAGAUCAGCUUCGACGUCUUCCCCAACGGCUGGGACAAGAGGUACUGUCUGGCCAUCGUAGAGAAGGACCACUACUCCACCAUCCACUUCUUUGGAGACAAAACCAAACCUGGAGGAAACGACUACGAGAUCUACAGCGACCCGCGGACCGUCGGCCAUGAGGUGACGUGUCCUGAGGACACCCAGCGGCUCUGCCAGCAGCUCUUCUUCUCCUGAAGCUGCUUUUCUGGGACUGAUGGGAGGCGUCUGCUCUGGAGGAGCGCAGAGCGUCAUGAUGAAGGAGAGCGAAGAGCUGCAGGAGAACGUCUCAUUCAUGUGGGUUUUUGUGUUUCUGAUUGUUGGGAUCUGUUCAUGUUCUGAAAUGUCUCUGUCCGUCCUGCUGAGUUCAUCUGUCUUUAAAUGACUCGGACGGCGGCUCACAUCUUCCUCUGCUUGAGCGAUGGAGACUUUUUCAUCUUUUUCUCCUCUGACCGGUCGCUAUCCGGUCUGACCAACCAGGGACCAUGAAUCCACGCCACACGUGACAUGAGG
This is a messenger RNA of Melanotaenia boesemani (Boeseman's rainbowfish), 1275 nucleotides long. It is a transcript of the gene pmm2, whose product is annotated as phosphomannomutase 2. The record is from RefSeq and is a predicted model, not a curated record. Gene Ontology annotation, cellular component: cytosol. NCBI's taxonomy places the organism in Eukaryota, Metazoa, Chordata, Actinopteri, Atheriniformes, Melanotaeniidae. Gene Ontology annotation, molecular function: phosphomannomutase activity. Gene Ontology annotation, biological process: GDP-mannose biosynthetic process; protein N-linked glycosylation; mannose metabolic process. The transcript has 8 exons. Bases 208 to 960 code for a protein of 250 amino acids.